Messenger RNA from Symbiodinium sp. CCMP2592, 1356 nucleotides. The record is from the annotation of a GenBank genome assembly. NCBI's taxonomy places the organism in Eukaryota, Dinophyceae, Suessiales, Symbiodiniaceae.
AUGCCAACUCCCAUGGAGCCUGUUGUGGCUCUUGAAGCAGCUAUGCCUGCAAGGGAGGAGGUGCUGCAGCCGCUCCGGCGACGUGCAGAAAUUCGGGCCAAGGGUGCGCGGCCUUUCUUGUCGGCCUUGUGCCGCGAGUUCGAAGGUGCUAUGCCAGUGACGACAGGUCCGCAAGCUUUGAGUAUGCGGCGCAUGGCACGGCAGGCAGAAUGGCAGGCGCAGAACUAUAGCUUCGACGUCAACAGCGACGUGAUCCUCCUCACGGAAGGUUGCGAGCUUGAACGGGAUGCAGAAGUGACAUCGUUCCUGGAUUCGUUAGAGGCCGAGGCCAAAGAGGCUUCAGCGUUCUGCAGCACCUUCCGCCACAUGCAGGAUCGCCUGAAGAAGGAGCUGGACUGCUUGCAUGUACCUUCUGCACCUCAUGUCGCUGCACGACUACAGUGUGAUGACGCGAAACUGCUCGUAGCCGAGCCGCCUUCGGCGAGACUGACACAAGAUUCACUGCCGGGGUUGUUGCCCAACGCUGGAGCGAGCAAGGUUGUGAAGCCCGGGUUCCUCUGCGCCGACCUCCCGGUGCCAAGGAUUUCCUACAGCCAGGCUUUCCGGAGCGACAUCGUUCAGAGCGAAGCGAUUCCGCUGAAAAACUGGGAAAGUCCACUGGAGCUGCCCCUCCCGGGCCAGCUCUACGAAGAGCCGAUGGCAUCGGCAAGAAGCACAGAGGGCGAGCCAGAGACGGCUUCGGAGGGUUCGGAUUUGGCGGAUCCCUUGGAAGAAGCAGCGAAAGAAGACAGAGAGCCGGUCAGACAGGAGCCUACCAGCGUGGUUCCGGCAACGGCUUGCGACGAGUCGUUGCAAGAGGAGGAGGAGGAGGAGGUAGCCGUGACCCCUUGUUGCGGCUCGGAGCCGGGCUCGGACUCCUUCCUCUCUGCCCCGGAAGCUUUGGAGCUCCAGGAAGCACCAGGAUUGGAGGAGCUUCCAAAGUUCCUGGAGCUGGGAAGCCAGCCGUAUGAGUUGCUUUGCGCGGCUCUGCCCUGCAAAGAGCUCUUUGCCCUCCGGCUGGUCUGCACGUCGGCCAAGAUGGAUACGAACCGGGAGAUUGAGGUACGGCUCAAGUCCCUGUGGCUUGGGGCACGCGCUCGUGUGGAGUCACCACCGGCCAGCCCCACCCAUGCUGAAGCCCGAGCUCCUUCGGUGGAAGAGACUCCGGUCAAGCUGAACAUCUAUGACGUGACCACGAAUCCCACUGUGCAGUGGAUCAACAGCCUCUUUGCCAACCAGUACUCGCCAGUGAAGUUUGGCAGCUCGACAUGGGUCUUCAUAUUUCUUCUGGUGUCUCCGUGUGUCUCCUACACUUGA